This is a messenger RNA of Komagataella phaffii GS115, 1155 nucleotides long. RefSeq lists its product as uncharacterized. The transcript has a single exon. Gene Ontology annotation, cellular component: mitochondrion. The record is from RefSeq and is a predicted model, not a curated record. Lineage: Eukaryota; Fungi; Ascomycota; Pichiomycetes; Pichiales; Pichiaceae. The coding region runs from base 1 to 1155 and encodes 384 amino acids. Gene Ontology annotation, molecular function: protein-containing complex binding.
AUGUUCAGACAAGCUAGAUUUGUAUCGACAUUUCCCCUCAAGAGUGAUAUCAAUAUCACUAAAAGUGGAAAAACCCUUUUGUCGGUUGGUCAGGGUGGACGUUCCUCAAGAACUGGUUUCACCGCAACUGUUUUCGGGGGUACAGGUUUCUUGGGAAGAGUAGUUGUAUCCAAGCUGGCAAAGCAUGGUACCAAUGUCGUUGUUCCCUUCAGAAAUGACCGUGCUAGGCGUCAGCUUAAGGUCAAUGGAGAUCUAGGUGUUGUCAACUUUGUUGAAUUUGACAUCAGAAAUCUCAAGAGCAUUGAGGAUUCAGUUAAGUACUCGGACAUUGUUAUCAACCUAAUUGGUACCGAGCACUUCUCUAAGAAUUUUUCCAUUGAAGACGUCAACAUUGGAGCUGCUGAGCGUAUUGCAAAAGCUGCCAAGGAAGCCGGAGUUUCUCGUUUAAUCCAUGUUUCUUCUUAUAACGCAAACCCAUCGUCGAGCUCUGAUUUCUACGCUACUAAAGGUAUUGGAGAACAGGUUGUGCGAGACAAUUUUGGUCCAGAUGCAACUAUCGUUAGACCGGCUCCCAUGUAUUUUAGAAACUCCCCUUUCCUGAAUGAGCUACUUCAAAUCAAGGCACUUGGUGGAAAUGUUAUUUUCAAGAAGGAAGUAUACCCAGUUCAUGCUUUACAAGUAGGAGAAGCUAUAGAGAGGAUUGCUUUUGAUGAUGCCACUGCUGGGCAGACGUAUGAACUUUUUGGAAAAGAAAGGUACUCGAAGAAAGAACUCAGAGAAAUGAUCAAGCAUAUCAUUCACAUUGGACAAAGGGGGUACUACCCAUACUCUGCAGGUUUUUACUUGCCAGCUCCUGAGCCAUUCUUGUAUGCAUUUGCUUUAAUCAGACAAUAUAUCUCUUCUCAACCCCGUUUUAAUGUUGAUCAAUUAAAGAGAUCUCAUAUCAACCAAGAGAUUGACCAGUCAGCCAAAACUUUCACUGAUCUUGGAAUGGUGCCUGACGAAUUGAGCGAGUAUCUCUACAGAUAUGUCAAACCACAUAUCUCCUACACCUCUCAAACGCAGAAUCGAACCGUCUACUCGAAGGAAGACAUUGAGAAGCUGCGGGAUUAUGUCAACACUCCCAACGAUUCUUUCAAUCUGUUUAACGUUUAG